AUGAAGACACUACGUGAUACGAACAAUAAUUAUAGUAGUACAAUAGGUAAUACAACUGAACAAAAUUUUCCUUCAUCUAUUUUACCAACAAAUACUCGACAAAAUACAAUUCAAUCAAAUACAUCAUUACAUCCUAAUUCAACAAUAGCAGAGUCCGAUAUUAGUACUUAUCCUUCAUUAUUAGCACAAAAUCAUAUACAACAACAAACAGUCUGUCGUAAUAAUCAUGAUCAACUAUCAUCCAAUUAUAAUACUCAACAAAUAACAUCUAAUUCAAAAUUUACAACACAAAACAACAAUAGUAUCAAUUCAAAUUCAUUUAGUUCUAUGUUUAAUGGCGAUACAAAUCAAUUAUCAUCUAUUAUUCAAGCAUAUUUAAGCAAAUUUGGUAAUAAUCAAUUGCUUCAAUCAGAUGCAAUCAAUCCAUUAUUCUAUUUACAAUUAAUGAAUACUAACACAAUGUUUAUGCAACAAUUAUUAACUAAUCAACAUAAUACUUUUUCAACACAUUAUGAUUCAAUUAAACAUAAUCAAUGUUCAGCUCCUCUAUGUAAUCAACAAAUACCAAUAUCAAAUACGGAUUUAGCAAAAGAUUUAGUAAAUUCAGGAAGAAAUUCUCAAAUAUUACAAGCCGAUUCAAAUAUAUUUGUACAUAAAACACGUCCUAUGACACAAGAUGAAAUAGCUGAACAUGCACGGUUAGUUUAUCAAAGAGCUUUACAACGAAAUCAAUUACAACAACAUAAUGAUCUUAUGAAACAUUUUUAUGAUACAUUAAAUAUUAAACAAUAUGACUCUUCAACGAAUAAUGUGAUAAAGUCAAUCAAUAAUAAUGACGUACCAAGUGUACCUAGUGUUGGGAAUAUCGCAACGAACGGUACGUUUGAUGUCUUUGAUACAAUGCUUGCAUCACCAUCAUCAUGUCUUUCAAAUAAAGAACCUAGUGUAAAUGUAGCUCUAUCAUCCUUAUCACUUGUUUCAACUGAUGAUAUUAAAAUGAUGAAUAAUAUUGGUUCAAUACUUGAUCCUAGUGCACCAGUAUUUAUUCCACGUCAAAGUCAAUCCAAAUUUCAUGAUGACGAUAACGAAACAUCAUCUUCAUCAUCGGAUUCUGAUUUUAAUGAUUUUCAUUAUCUUGAUCAAUUUCUUGAAGAAUUUUAUAAUUCAGAUAAUGAAAAUGAUAAUCAUUUAAUUACUCAAAGAACUUCAUCAUCUGAAGCAAAGAAUAUUGGUGAUGAGUUUUCAAAUAAUAACAACAAUAAUAAGUAUAAUAUCAAUAAUAAUAUACUCGGUCAAGGCGAUGCUAUUCAACAAUUAACUUGUGAAACAACCAAUGAAAUCCUCGAACAAUCCUUAUCAACAACGAUCGAAAAAUCAGAAUGUCAAUAUUCAAUUUAUGAAUUACUUAAUCGAUAUCGUAAUCCUCGUUGUCAUUUGGUUCUACCUGAAUGGUCACGUUUAUCAUUAAUUCUUCCUAAUGUAUGUUCUAUGCGUGCUCAUACAUAUAAAAUUAAACGAUAUUUUGCUUAUCGUCGUCGAUUACAUGAAGAUCAAGAUUUAAGUAAAGAUCUUAAUGUUUCAAUAACAACAAAUAUCUCUGUUCAAGGAUAA
Rotaria sp. Silwood2 is the source of this 1611-nucleotide messenger RNA. NCBI's taxonomy places the organism in Eukaryota, Metazoa, Rotifera, Eurotatoria, Philodinida, Philodinidae. The record is from the annotation of a GenBank genome assembly.